CUCUCCUUCGAUUCUGCUACAUCAGUUUAAUCAGAAAAAUUGACUUUGAUUGAGGUUUAUUCUCCUUUCAUAUCUUCCAUCUGAUAGUGAUGUUUUUCUCUAACCAAAUUUUCUCUUAGAUUACAAAAUGGAAAUAAUUCAAAAGUUAAUAAUACUCUCUGUUUUCAUAUCAGCCCAAGCCAUAAACAUUUUUCCCGAUCUUAUUGAAGUGGCUUUAGAUUUUGUACAACAUUCAGACAAGACAUUUCAGAUAAACAUUGAAAAUAAUGAAAAUGUGUUAAGACAAAUUAUGGUAUUAUCGAAGAAAGUUGACACAAUCGGUGAAACAUUUCUCCAUGAGGAAGCGGCUGUUGUCAAAUUUAUUGAAGAUGUCCACACUCAACUCUCUUUAAAGAUGCACUACAGUGAGGUAUUAGAAGUCAUAGAAAACAUCGAAACAUCCUUUGAUUACUUUAUGACAAACAUUCAUAUCGGUACUAACUUAUUUGGUGCCAGUAAUGAAACCAUGAUGUUUAAACUUGAAAAACAUACCCUGGAAGAAUUUGCAACAUUCGCAGUUUCUAGCCAUCCAAAAUCGUUUUUCAAGUCAUUGCACAAAUUAUACAAACUCCAUGAGCAGAAUGAUAGAAUUGGAAAAGUUUUUAGAAAGAAAGGUUUCUUCGAAGAGAUUAUCUAUAAUUAUAAGGAGUAUGGUGCUUUGAGAUGCGAACUUCAACAAUCUGUUCAACAAAUGCUUUUUAACAUCUUUAACGUACUACAGUUGGCUCAAAUAAAAGCAUUUCUCAUGGUUCAAUUUUCAUGGACACUCUUGAAAACAUAUAACAAAGGUAAUUUUACAAUGGAGAUAAAGGGACUUAGACAAGAAUAUAAAAUGGAAAUAGAAAAUCAAGCAAAUACAUUAAAAUUAUUCCAACAAGUAUCUAAUGAAUUUAUCACGUGUGAUCCCAAAUUACACCAGAAAGAGAAAACCUACACCGAACUGACUCGUUUAUUUCAGGGAUUCAUAGUCAAUGAAGUAGAUCUAAACGAGCAAGGAACUUGUAAAUAUGACUGCUCUAGUUAUCAAUAUUCAAAACAACACAGUUGCUUCAAAAAUAAAUUCUGUGCAAAGCAACCAACAUGUAAGGGGAAUGUGAUCGGUUGCAGGUUCAUCGAUUCUGACAUGUGGAUUUGCCAGGCACCCUUAUCUAGCCCAAAAAGAUAUGACUGGAUUGAGUAUGAAAAUGGUAGGAGGCUUGGUUAUAAAACAAGCUGUUCAAGAUCAGUGACCAAAGUAGAUUCGUGGUGGCGCUGGUUAUUCUGGCAUUGCUCUUAUUGCUUCUGUUAUUGUGAUGAUUCAAAUGACCAGCAAUCGCACCGAUAUUUCAACAUGCGUUAUGUCACAAGCGAUAUAAAGAAUAACAAAGCAAUCGUAGGCUUGAGAUUUAUUAAAGUCAACAAAAUAAUUCAUUUACAAAUCAAAGAAGGUGAAUUAGGAAAAAAUGGCCAAAUUGGUAAUGCAACAUGGCUUCCAGUUGAUAAUUACACUAUCUCCGAUGAGGGUAUAAAGGCUGAAGUGGAUUAUCACAUAAUCACUUGGCAGGAAAAAGCUAUUGAUUUAGAUGAUUUAAUUGCACCUGAAGACUACGUUUUAACAGGAGUGAAAUUCAGAAAAAUUGGGGGACAUUUAAACCUUGAAAUCAGAGUCACAAAAGUAGAUUUUCAAAAUGGUGUUUUUGUGGACGAGGGACGAUUAACCACUUGGAUCAGUAAUGAUAAUACUGAUGCUGCUAGAGACAAACCAAGGACUCAAAUUAAACUGGAACGACCUCUCGAUAUAGCCAAAAUAAAUCAUGGAGCAUUUUACCCGGAUUCUGAGUCCAAUCAGUUUGUUGAAUUCACCAACUCAGACAUAGAUUUGGAUGCAGCUCAGACUGUGUUACCAUUUAUUGACACACAAAUUGUGGCACCAGAUCCACCAGUUCUUCUCAGUGGUGCAGGGCUUUACCAUAGAGGGAAAAAAUACUUUGGAGGAUUCAUUGCUCCAAAGGUGUUCACGUUUUACUAUGGUAAAAACAUGCGUAAAAACAAAUCUAUCAUGGUAACCAAUGUUUUAACUUAGAACAUUCAUAAAUAUUGAACUAGAUGUUAUUUAGUAAAAAAAAAGUGUUGUAAAAUCUGUAAAAAAUAAGAUCAAAUAAAACAUUGUCUUUAAAAUUUCAA
Molecule: messenger RNA, 2202 nt
Organism: Cimex lectularius (bed bug)
Lineage: Eukaryota; Metazoa; Arthropoda; Insecta; Hemiptera; Cimicidae
Exons: 9
Coding region: 128-2101 (657 amino acids)
Source: RefSeq, a predicted model, not a curated record